GGAAAUUAAAAAUAUGCUUGGUAAACACAACGAAAUCUGGGAUAAAACAAUAUGAUAAAGACAUCAAUGGAUUGUCACUGGAUUAACAUGGUUGACGUUGGAUUUAAUAUUAUGUAGAUCUAUAAUUAAGAUGUGAAGAUAACAGCGAUUACAAAGGGUUUGAAUUACAAUUGAAAGACUUACUUUACACAUGCACCAUGUCCAAAUCAUCGGAAGAAGUUUUGCUCAUAGUUAAACAUGUAAAAAACAAGAAAACUGAUGGAGAACUGUACUUGAUGGGAGAGCGAAUGGGCUGGAUGCUGGAAUCUAAACGAGUGUUCAAUAUUAGCUACAUGUAUGCUGACAUCAAAACUCAAAAAAUUUCACCAGAUACAAAAGAAAAAGUUCAGCUCCAAGUAAUCCUACAUGAUGGAAGUGCCAACACUUUUUUAUUUAACAACCCCAAAGGUCGUCAACAACAACUACAAGACAGAGAAUCAGUCAAAGAAUUACUACAACAGUUACUGCCAAAAUUCAAGAGGAAAAUCAGCUCAGAGCUUGAAGAAAAAAACAGAGUACUUCAACAAGAUCCAGAAGCCUUUCAGUUGUACAAAGAUUUGGUAGUUAGUGGAGUUAUAUCACCAGAAGAGUUCUGGUCCUCUAAAGCUCAUUUGCUCUCAUCAUCAUCCAAAUCAUCCCAGACUCAAAACCUCGGAGUUUCACCUGCAUUCUUGGCUGACAUCAAACCACAGACAGAUGGUGCUAAUGGUCUCAAAUACAACUUGACUGUUGAUAUCAUUCAGUCUAUAUUUAAAACAUAUCCAAUGGUGAAAAAAAAACAUGCAGAAGCAGUACCACACCUUGUGAGUGAGAGUGACUUUUGGACUAGAUUUUUUCAGUCUCACUAUUUCCAUAGAGACAGACAAGCUUUAGUUCCCAAAGAUAUAUUUACUGAGUGUGCUAAGAAUGAUGAGGAAGUGAUGAAAGAAGAGAUCACUAGACAUGGGAAUGAUCCUCUUGUUGAUUUGACUCAGAUCAAAGAUCAAAACAUUGACGAUGAAUAUCGAGGCAUUGUUGAUGACAAUCGUUCAAGUAGCAAUAUUGCCAACCAGUCUAUGAUCCGACGCUUUAAUCAACAUUCAACUAUGGUUCUUAGGACCUGCUGCGCCUCAACAACUUCAUCGACAGAACAGACAAUAUCGGACAAUACAGGACAGGUCAAUGGCAAAAAGUCUAAAAUACAACCAGAGCUUCAACAAAAUGGCCAAACGAAUUUAGAUGAGCCCCAGAGUAAAAAGAGAAAGAUCAAAGAGAAAUUAUUAUAUGAAGAUCUAGACAAUACAGCAGUAGCUAAAGGAGUCUCUCUUAGAUUAACCAACAUGGAUCGAUAUCUCCAUGGUCCAACCCCAACCACCAGUGAAUCCUUACUUGGCUAUCAUCAAAAUUUCUUAAGUGAAAUCUCCACAGAUAUGGCUGUUCAGGAAAUAGCCAAUCAAGUCAAAAGUUGGACCUCUUCCAAUCUUAAGAUGGCUCUGGGACCUCAAGCUUUGUCUGUACUGGGCGAGUUGUCUCCAGGUGGAGCUCUGAUGUCUGGCACUAGUUUACAAAAACUUCACAAACAAGUGGCCCCUGCUACAAGACAAGAACUUCAACACAACUAUAAUGCUUUGUGUGAGUUAUUGCGUCACUUUUGGGCUUGCUUUCCUGUUUCCUCGAAACAUUUAGAAGAAAAGGUGCUAAAAAUGCGAAUGACAUUGGAAAGGUUUGAAAUGAAUAAGUUACUUCCCUUGAAAGAAAAAUUGGCCCAGUAUCAUUACGCUAUGAAUUUAACUGGACACCUGGAAGAAAUGUUAAAGGCUGCUUACAACAAAUAUGAUCUCUGGCAAGCAAAGCGUGUGUCAAGGAGAACAUGACAAAAGUUUGAAAAUAAUUCAUGGUUUUGUUUUGUCUUUAUUGGCCAAUGUCGGAUUUUUAAAAAAAAAGUUAAUGUUUUUAACUUUCAACGCAAAGGGAGUGUACUCAUAAGAGUAUUGACAGUGUGUGUCUACUAGGCCUCAUCUCUCACAAUAUUUCAUUGUCUACCUGUGCUAUACAAUUGUUUGUUUUCUCAUAACUGACCACCAAUAAACUUCAACACAUAGA
Messenger RNA from Biomphalaria glabrata, 2121 nucleotides. RefSeq names its product general transcription factor IIH subunit 1-like. The transcript has 15 exons. The record is from RefSeq and is a predicted model, not a curated record. Gene Ontology annotation, cellular component: transcription factor TFIIH holo complex; transcription factor TFIIH core complex. The coding region runs from base 198 to 1892 and encodes 564 amino acids. Lineage: Eukaryota; Metazoa; Mollusca; Gastropoda; Planorbidae. Gene Ontology annotation, biological process: transcription by RNA polymerase II; nucleotide-excision repair; transcription by RNA polymerase I.